Lactuca virosa is the source of this 4593-nucleotide messenger RNA. The record is from the annotation of a GenBank genome assembly. NCBI's taxonomy places the organism in Eukaryota, Viridiplantae, Streptophyta, Magnoliopsida, Asterales, Asteraceae.
GUCCAAUCGGAGACCCCACCUGACCUUUCCCCUCAGCUCCAACCGCCGACUCCACUCCUGAGUCGUUUUUGCCUGCUCCCCGACGACCCUUCUCAGUCUCCUUCCCAAAUCAAGAUGGAGUUUUUCUGCUACAACUCGAUUUUUAUUUUAUUUUUAUUUAUUUAUUUAUUUUUUUGCUUUCGACCAUCACUGUCUUCAUCGCCAAAAAGGUUAAAAAAAAGAUGAGUAGGGCUCAGCGCAGAUGAAUCAACGAAUAUAGUGACGGUUCGUGGUUCGUUGUGGUCCUUGUGGAAGCAUUAAAAAGACUACUCCUUUAACAAUCACUAAUAAAAAUAGGAAAUUGGCAUACCUCUUCGCUGUCCCCUGCAGCAACCGCACAAUGAAAACCCUGGAGUUGACCUAAUCGACAAUCCAACACAAGGUUCAGUGCCUUCCGGAUUCAGUUCAACCUAAUGCAGAAUCAAGUUCGUAUCAUUGUUAGCAUUCAAGUGAAGGUGAGUUCAGAUUGCAAAAAUAUGUCUUGAUGAACAAGGCUAGUUUUAUAUACCAACAAUCAUAUGGUUUAGAAAACUCUUCAUCUGAAGAACAAUGGUGGGUCGACAAUAAGAGACGAUAUCAUGAGCCUUAAGAUGAACCACACCACCACCAAUUCAAAAAUACCCAGGGGGUACAAUCUGCUAUUGCAUGAGUUCAUUUCAUUUAGGUGCUCCAACCACAUACAUUUUGUCUCAACUCUCAGCAAAUUUACGCAUCCGUGGCAUCCCUUAAUUUCUUCUUCGUCAUUUAAAGGGUGCGCUUGAGUUUGGUGUUGCUCUGGGAAUCUGUGGUUUUAUUGGAAACUCGAAUCUCUUUGUGUAAAGUUCUUUUCAUUGAAGUGCUCAUACCACUUGCAUUCUCUCUCAACAAAUCAACACAUCGAUGGCAUCUUCUUCAUCAUCUCCCUCUGUUCCGGCCUUUUCUUCUCAUUCAUGGAAGUACCAUGUUUUUCUUAGCUUUAGAGGAGAAGAUACUCGCAGAAAUUUUGUGGAUCAUCUCUACUCGGCUCUUGAACAACAAGGAAUCUACACCUACAAGGACGAUGAAACACUUUCUCGGGGCGAAUCAAUCGGCCCAGCCCUUAUGAAAGCUAUAGAAGAAUCUCAGAUUGCUGUCAUCAUAUUCUCAGAGAACUAUGCAGACUCUUCAUGGUGCUUAGAUGAACUUGCAUGUAUUAUGAAAUGCAAGGAUAUGAAAGGCACAAUCGUUAUGCCCAUAUUCUAUGGCGUCGAUCCCUCUGAAGUACGAAAACAAAAACAAAAAUAUGGAGAAGCAUUUGCCAAGCAUGAGUUGGAGAACAAGAAGAAAGUUAAAUCUUGGGGACAAGCAGUUGUGGAGGACCCUUGGGGAUUGCUCUCUGCACCUCUAGAACAAAUCCGGAAAUACCAAGAAGCCUUUGCCAAACAUGAGUUGGAGCACAAGGCCAAGGUUGAAUCUUGGAGAAAAGCACUUGUUGAUGCAAGUAACAUUUCUGGAUGGGAACCCAAGCACGUUGCCAACGGGCAUGAAUCAAGGGUUAUCAAAGAAAUUGUUGACACAAUUUCAGAGAGGUUGCAGUUAGUACCUUCAAGUGCAAAUGAGGACCUGAUCGGAAUGGCGGCUCGCAUACAACGUUUGAAAUCAGAGUUACAAAUUGGGUCAGGUGGUGUGCUCAUGAUUGGAAUAUGGGGGGUUGGGGGUGGUGGUAAGACUACUCUUGCUUCUUCUAUUUAUGAUGAAAUCUCUAGCAAGUUCGAUGGUUGUUGCUUUGUACAAAAUAUCCGGGAGGAAUCAAGCAAGAUUAAUGGUUUGGUAAGCUUGCAAAAAAAAAUUAUUUCUGGUGUUUUGAAACAAAAGGAAGUGCAGGGAAUAGAGAGAGUUGAGGAAGGAAGACGCAUAAUACAAAAUAGGUUAUGUCAUAGAAAGGUCUUGAUUGUUCUUGAUGAUGUGGAUCAGCUUCACCAACUAAAAGCAUUAGCCGGAUCACAUGAUUGGUUUGGUGAAGGAAGCCGAGUAAUAAUGACAACUAGAGAUGAGCAUAUAUUAAAUGCACACAGAGUAAAUGUGACACACAGUAUUAGAUUGUUAAACAGUGAUGAGGCUAUUAAGCUAUUUUGCAAGCAUGCACACCGAGAUCACACACCCAUGGAAAAUUAUGAGCAGCUUUCAAAAGAGGUGGUCUCUUAUGCCGGUGGGCUUCCAUUAGCACUUACAAUUCUUGGUUCAUUUCUGUGUGACAAAAAUAUUCAUGAGUGGAGGAGUGCAUUAGCCAGACUGAAAGAGAUUCCAAAUGAUAAUAUUCUGGAAACGCUAAAAAUCAGCUUUGAUGGACUCACAAAGGUUGAGAGAGAGUUGUUCCUUGAUAUUGCAUGUUUCUUUAGGGGGAAGUACAAAGACAAGGCAAUGGGGAUCUUUGAUGCUUGUGGUUUUCAUCCAGUUAUAGGAGUAAAGGUGUUGAUACAAAAGGCUCUCAUAACUAUUUCAGAAGAUGGAUAUUUUGAUAUGCAUGAUCUGGUGCAAGAAAUGGGACACUAUAUUGUUAGAGGGGAACACCCUAAGAACCCUGCAAAACAUAGUAGGAUUUGGAAGAAGGAAGAUGUUUUAAAAAUAUGUGCUAUGGAUGCAACCACGGAACUUGACAAGAUUGAAGCAAUAGAAAUGGAUUUCCCGUUAAAGCAAGCAAAAAAACAAGAACAAGAUCUUCAUUCGGUUUCUGCAAACAUGAAGAACCUUCGGUAUAUGGAAUCGAUAGGGGAUCCUGCAAAAUAUUUGUUUACUGACCUUCCACUAAGGGAGCUUUGCUGUCUUAUAUUGUCCGCAGGCUCUCAAAAGCAACUUUGGGAGGGUUGUAAGGUGCUUCCAAGUUUGAAGUUAUUGGAACUUAGCCAUAUGAAUAAGCUAAUCAUGACACCAAAUUUUAAUGGAAUUCCAAAUCUUGAAAGAUUCAUUCUUCGUGGCUGUCUGUGUUUAGAAGAAAUUCAUCCAUCGAUUGGAUGCUUGGAAAAGCUUGUUUUCUUAUCUAUAGAAAAUUGUCGGAGUCUUGAGAUAUUUCCACCCAUUAGGGGAAUAAAGAAACUCGAGACCCUUGAAUUCACAGAGCACCCCAAACUUGUUAAGUUUCCAAAGAUCCACCAUCAGAGGAUGGAGAAUUCAACACAUCUUGAUUUGGAUGAUAAUAGUGGGAGCGAAGUUGCAUCCUACAUAGAAUCUAGUACAAACUCUGUUGUUAGUUGUUUGAGGUGUGGUUGCAGAGAUCUUCCUGGUGUAGAAUGUUGUGUAGAGGGGCCUUGUUUAUGUCGCAACAUAUUCUUAGUUUUGUUUCACAACUUGCAAGAACUCCACUUCUUAAGGAAGUUGGAUCUGAGCGAGUGCAAUUUGGGAAAUGAAGAUAUAGGCUCUGAUGUUUUGGAGUUGCCCAACUUGCAAGAACUCAAUCUAUUCAGAAAUAAGUUUUCACAGUUAAGUUUUAGUUGCUUGCAAUUUCCUCGGCUCAAAUGGCUCGACGUGUCAUUCUGCAAAGAACUUGUAGAAUUGUCGGAGCUGCCACAAAGUAUAGCUAUUGUUAGAGCGGAUUGUUGUGACUCACUUGAAAGCUUUGGAGGUAUCUCAAACUGUAAAUGGUUGUGGAAAGUCUCACUUUGGGGGGCUUACAAAUUAGGUCCACGUGUUGGUGAGAUAUUACUAGGCUCCAUGCUCCGGGGGAAUGCUAUUGAAGAUCAUUUUAUCAGUUUCACCAUUCCAUAUCAGAUUCCAAAGGGGUUUGUAGGGAGGUUCUUUAGGGGAAAAACAUUUACAAAGCGUCUCCCACAUGUUAAAUGGGACCCAUAUAAAAGGCAUAUUCAAUCUGGUGAAGAAAAGUUUAGACUGCGUCUUCCAGAUGAUUGGUGCAAUGACUUUUCUGGGUUCUUAAUACGCAUUAUAUUCCAGGACACAGAUAUGGAGAUUGACAUAAGCAUCAAGAAGGAUCCAGAUGAAGAAGAUUCUCGGUUUGAGAUUUGGCAUGAGUCUAAUGAAACACCAGAGCCUGAAUCUGAUGGAGAAGUAAAGACAUAUGUGGGAUAUGUUUCCUUUAGUUCAUUGAGGCAAACCACAUCAUUGAAUUCAUCAUACAGUAUUAUUUCAUUUUCCAUAAAGAGCAAUUGGACUUCGUUUGCAGUUGAGCUCGUUCCUAGAAAAAGUAAAGAUGAUCCCGUGCAAACAACCAAAGUUGCAACAGAUUGCUCAGAAUUUUGGCAUGAGGAAAAUGAUGAAUAUAAAGCAUUUAUGAUCCAAGAUAAUUCAAAAUAUUCUAUCAAUAUUAUAUGGAAAGCUUAGAAAAACAUCUAACAAAACCAUACACCCAUAGGACGUCUGUCGACUCGUUGCCAGUUCGUAUAGUCUGUAUAGUCUGAGUGACUCUGAACUUAUGGUUGUGAUUACACUGCAACAUACAUCGAGAAACAAAUUGCAAAGGGAGGAGAACAGAUGUCCUGAAGAUGAUACCAUAAAAUAUUUUGAGUAUUGAGAGAGAAUGCUUUGUAUAUAAUUUCAAAGUAUGUUUAUUAUGAAGGUUGUAACAGAUCAAAGUUUUCGUGGUUC